AUGCUCAAUGGACGUAUACCACCCUCGGGAGUUGUUGGUGGUUUUCAACUCGAAAUCGGAGCCAGUGGAUCCUUCUAUCCAGCCCAUCUGAAGCUACCAGUUGUGGCGUACUUCUUCCAUCUUUCUGAAGACAAUGCUCCCUCGCCCUAUUUGGGUUUCGUAGAUCUUAGUAAUCUUCCAAAUAAACGCGGCUACCACGUUCCAAAGAAGGGCGCUAUUCAACUCGCUCUUUUCAAUCCCACCAGCUCUCUGCUGAAGGUAUUUGUAAUUCAAUACGACCUAGAGGACAUGCCAGCCAACUGUCAGACGUUUCUACGUCAACGCACAGUUUACGUGCCCGUUAAGAAGUGCCUUGACGGCUUCCCAAACAACAGCGAUAGGAAUGCUGAUAGUGGUAGUACGUACAACAUCAGCGAAAAGAACACCCAGCUGGCUGGCCGGAGGCUGCAGCAUCUCCCCGUCGACUCAAAAGCCGGUCUUCUGUUUGUUUCU
Messenger RNA from Dibothriocephalus latus, 492 nucleotides. NCBI's taxonomy places the organism in Eukaryota, Metazoa, Platyhelminthes, Cestoda, Diphyllobothriidea, Diphyllobothriidae. The record is from the annotation of a GenBank genome assembly.